Messenger RNA from Polyodon spathula (Mississippi paddlefish), 907 nucleotides. RefSeq names its product vacuolar protein sorting-associated protein 28 homolog. Gene Ontology annotation, molecular function: protein-containing complex binding. The transcript is spliced from 11 exons. Gene Ontology annotation, cellular component: ESCRT I complex. NCBI's taxonomy places the organism in Eukaryota, Metazoa, Chordata, Actinopteri, Acipenseriformes, Polyodontidae. Gene Ontology annotation, biological process: protein transport to vacuole involved in ubiquitin-dependent protein catabolic process via the multivesicular body sorting pathway. Bases 126 to 797 code for a protein of 223 amino acids. The record is from RefSeq and is a predicted model, not a curated record.
GGUGACGUCGAUCAGCGCGUCGAGCGUAACUUUGUUGUUCAAGUGACAUCACUGGAGAAGAAGGCUGCGAGGGAACUCUUAAUUGCCAGUCGCUAUCUGAGAGCUCCAGAGCCUGGCCUGUUACCAUGUUUCAUGGGAUCCCAGCGACUGCAGGCAUGGGGGGAGCCCCAGUUAAUAAACCAGAACUGUAUGAGGAGGUCAAAUUAUAUAAAAAUGCCAGGGAGCGUGAAAAGUAUGACAACAUGGCGGAGCUGUUUGCUGUAGUAAAGACUCUUCAGGCCUUAGAGAAAGCUUACAUCAAGGACUGUGUGACCCCGAAUGAGUACACGGCUGCCUGCUGCAGACUGCUGGUUCAGUACAAGGCUGCAUUCAAGCAGGUGCAGGGGUCCGAUGUGGGCUCCAUUGAUGAUUUCUGCAGGAAGUACAGGCUGGACUGUCCACUAGCUAUGGAGAGGAUUAAAGAGGACAGGCCAAUCACCAUUAAAGAUGACAAGGGCAACCUGAACCGCUGCAUUGCAGAUAUCGUUUCACUUUUUAUCACAGUGAUGGAUAAGCUGCGGCUGGAGAUCCGAGCCAUGGACGAGAUCCAGCCAGACCUGAGGGAACUGAUGGAGACCAUGAACAGAAUGAGUAGCAUGCCCCCUGAUUCUGAGGCGAAAAAUAAAGUCAGUCUCUGGCUGAUGACUCUCAGCGGGAUGUCGGCCUCCGAUGAACUGGAUGACUCCCAGGUCCGUCAGAUGCUGUUUGACUUGGAGUCUGCGUACAAUGCCUUCAGUCGUUUCCUGCAUCAUUCCUAAAUUUUCACCUCCCCCCCGGAAUUCCCUGAGGUUGACUCUGAAUUGAAUCUGUUCAGUCUUGAACAAAGAAGACUACGUGGCGACCUAAUUCAAGCAUUCAAAAUUCUAAA